Molecule: messenger RNA, 1794 nt
Organism: Ictalurus punctatus (channel catfish)
Lineage: Eukaryota; Metazoa; Chordata; Actinopteri; Siluriformes; Ictaluridae
Gene: fmodb
Product: fibromodulin b
Exons: 4
Coding region: 105-1184 (359 amino acids)
Molecular function (GO): protein binding
Source: RefSeq, a predicted model, not a curated record
CUCACUCUGUUUCAGUCACUCGAGGGGAGAUUGGGGCUGAAGCCACACUGCAGUCAGAGACAAAAAGUGAAUCGUCCAUCGAGACCCUCUCACCACAUCUAGUGAUGGGGAGUAUGUGGAGUAUGUUUUUGCUGUGGGCGGGGCUUGUGCACUUUGCCAUCGCUCACACCGACUCCCUUACCUGGCUUAACUACCUGCGCAGUCGAGCCUACAGCUACAGCCCAAAUGGCAACUACUACGCUUCCCUUCACGCACAAGAUGACUCUGAAGCACUAGACUGCCCCCUGGAAUGCGAAUGCCCUCCUGCCUACCCUAACGCCAUGUACUGCAACAACCGCCACCUCCAGCAUGUGCCCUUUGUGCCCUCACGCAUGAAGUACGUGUACCUCCAAAACAACCGGAUCACCGGAAUCACUGAUGGGGUUUUUGACAAUGCCACUGAGCUUGUCUGGAUCAUCCUGCAUAGGAACCAGCUGAGAUCAGACAAAAUCAGCAGCAAGGUCUUUGCCAAGCUGUCCAAACUGGAGCGCCUGUUCUUGCAGCACAACAAACUUGAGCACAUCCCAGAAGGACUACCUCAUGGCCUUCAGGACCUGCGCUUGGACCACAAUGCCAUCACUUCCGUGCUUCCUGGGUUCUUGCGUGGAAUGAACGAUCUAAAAGCUUUGCAUCUCCAUUAUAAUGCCAUUCAGGAUCUCGGCGACACUGUAGAGUCACUGGCCUCUCUCGGCUUUCUGGAUUUACGUGGGAAUCAGUUAUCAGAGAUUCCCAAGAACCUUCCACCAAAGCUGAGUCAGCUGUACCUCGACCACAACCACAUCUCUUCUGUCCCCGUGGAUUUUGUGAAGAAGCGGCCUGAGCUGCGCUUUAUGCGCCUCUCACACAAUCGGCUCACAGACGCUGGAAUCCCACCCAAUACUUUUAAUGUGAGCACGCUCAUGGAGCUGGACCUGUCCUACAACAAGUUGGAAAAGAUUCCAACCGUCAGCACACGUCUGCAGGUCCUCUACCUUCAGGCAAAUUGCAUCAAAGAGUUCUCAGUCAGCAGUUUCUGUCGAGUUAUAAACAUGGCCAACUACUCAAACCUGCGUGUUUUGCGGCUGGAAGCGAACAAGAUCAACUCUCACGAUGUGCCCCCUGAGGCUCUGCUCUGCCUGCGCAAAGCCACAAGCAUCAACCUAUAGGCCUGAAAUGAGACCUGAUGAGAAAUGAUGUCAUGCUGACAUCAACACCUGAACAAUAUAACCAAACUAGUCAACAUUUUACUUUAAGACCAGGGUUAAAGUUAAGGACAGUGAUUAUUAACAGUCAUGCUAAUAGCAUGAAUUUAACUCAAUUAAAUAACACAGUCAAGUAAAGCAUGAAUAUAACCUCCAUACAUCAUUUUAAAUAAAGUUGAGUAAAAUAUACUCAUUGGAAUUUACUAGAACAGUCAUAUUUGAACAAACUUUAACACAUUUACUGGAUAGUCAUGUGAAAGUCCACACAGCGGGGAUGAACUUUGACAUACUCGGUUUCUUUUCUUGCCCAACACAUUUCUGCAUUCAAGGAAGUGAGACCUGUGUCACACUUUGGUGAUCAAGGGAUGAUCUGACGUAAUGCCGGUUUUACAAAAAGCACCAGCGAGUUGUACAGCAUUUAGUGCUCUGUUCAAAUAUUAACUUUAGCUCUUGAAUAAACAGUGAAACUUGAAUUGUUUUGUUUGCCAUCACGUCUUACAUUUCAUUGUGCAAUCCCUUUGUCUUUCAUCUCAAAAUAGAACAGAAUCAACUCAAAACAAUGCAACUUUGUGAG